AAUCCGAUCUCUUCAUUGGUUUACUGGCAUUUACGGCAUGUCUGGUGGGUCCUUUAAGUGUUGGUGUAUUUGUGGCAAUUACCAUCAAUAUUUUGUACAUUCUAUAUCAAUCGGCCAGACCUGAAAUAAAUGUAGAUUUGGUUAAGACCUCCACGGGCAAGCAGUUUUUAAAAAUCACUCCCGAUCGUUGCCUUAUAUUUCCCUCAGUCGAAUUUGUCCGCAACAAAAUUGUAAAAUCGGGACAAAAAUACACCAUUCCUGUAGUAUUCGAUUGCACGUUUAUAUAUGCUGCCGAUUUCACCACUGCCAAGGCCAUAGAAUUAAUAAUACAAGAUUUCAAUAGAAGAAAUCAAAAAUUAAUAUUUUUCAAUUUACGUCCACGUCUCUUGAAAGUGUUCAAAACUUUAAAAUCUCAAUUUGUAUUAUGUUAUUCGUUGAAUUGUAUUGAGAAAUUGUUGGACGAUCAAUCGAAUGGAUUAACAGCAGUGAACGGUGUUAAUGUUCAUGAAGUCACCGAACUGUAA
Molecule: messenger RNA, 524 nt
Organism: Musca vetustissima
Lineage: Eukaryota; Metazoa; Arthropoda; Insecta; Diptera; Muscidae
Product: sodium-independent sulfate anion transporter-like
Exons: 2
Biological process (GO): transmembrane transport
Cellular component (GO): membrane
Molecular function (GO): sulfate transmembrane transporter activity
Source: RefSeq, a predicted model, not a curated record